Messenger RNA from Platichthys flesus (European flounder), 2117 nucleotides. RefSeq names its product transmembrane protein 120B (gene tmem120b). Gene Ontology annotation, biological process: fat cell differentiation. Gene Ontology annotation, cellular component: membrane. The record is from RefSeq and is a predicted model, not a curated record. Lineage: Eukaryota; Metazoa; Chordata; Actinopteri; Pleuronectiformes; Pleuronectidae. The transcript has 12 exons. Bases 4 to 1113 code for a protein of 369 amino acids.
CGCAUGCGCCUUGCAGCCCAUUUAAAAGCAGCGUCUGCUCGAGUGACCCGGAGAGAAGCAUCCCGUCCUCCCCUCCACCGCAGCGGCUGCAGCGCCAUGUCCAAACCCAAGUUCCAGACGGAGUGGGAGGAGAUCGACGAGGAGCACCAGCAACUACAGGAAAGUCACAAAGUAUACAGACACAAACUUGAGGAGCUCACCAAUCUUCAGAUAACGUGCAGCAGCUCCAUCAGUAAACAGAGGAAAAGCCUGAAGGACCUGAGGUACAGCUUGAGCAAAUGUGCGAAAACGUGUGACGAGAAAGAACUGAAGCUGAUCGCGGACAUCAAAACACAAAUCAAAGAUAAAGAAAAUGUCUUUUUUGAUAUGGAGGCAUAUUUGCCAAAGAGGAACGGACUGUACCUCAAUUUGGUCCUGGGCAACGUGAACGUAACACUUCUCAGCAACCAGGCAAAAUUUGCUUACAAAGAUGAAUAUGAGAAGUUCAAGCUUUACAUGACGAUAAUCCUGAUGUUUGGAGCCAUAACCUGCCUCUUCGUUCUCAACUAUCGUGUCACUGAUGAAAUCUUCAACUUUUUGCUGGUGUGGUACUACUGCACCCUGACCAUAAGGGAGAGCAUCCUCAUGAGCAAUGGCUCCAGAAUCAAAGGUUGGUGGGUGUCUCACCAUUAUGUGUCCACCUUUCUGUCUGGUGUAAUGCUGACCUGGCCGGAGGGGGCCAUGUAUCAGAUGUUCAGAAGCCAGUUUCUUGCUUUCUCUAUAUAUCAGAGCUUUGUUCAGUUCCUCCAAUAUUACUACCAGAGCGGCUGCUUGUACCGGCUGCGAGCCCUGGGAGAGAGGAAUCAGCUGGACCUCACAGUGGAGGGAUUCCAGUCCUGGAUGUGGAGAGGCCUCACGUUUCUUUUGCCAUGCCUCUUUUUUGGUCAUUUUUGGCAGCUGUACAACUCGGUGACCCUGUUUCGCUUGGCAGGACAUGAAGACUGUAAAGAGUGGCAGGUGUUUAUGUUGGCGUUGACGUUUCUCAUACUGUUCCUGGGAAACUUUCUCACCACUGUAAAAGUUGUCCACCAGAAAAUCCAGCAAAACCAGGAAAAGGGACAAAAAACUGACUGAGACAUAAACUCAACGAGACGCCUCAAAUUCUUCCAAACGGCCAGUAACUUUGAAGCAACAGGCACAGAUGGCUUGUGAGACUGACCCCAGUACGAUCGGGCCGGGAGAAGAAGAAGCUUCUCCCGGGCUUUGAUUCCUCCAGCGGGCUCCCGCCGGAGUAUCUGGAGAUCAGGCUUCCUGCUUUCUUAUGACUCGUUGUUUGUGUCACUGCUCGGUCGGUCUCCACACAAAGCGUUGUUCACCUUUCUAAGGAUGAGCCGUUUUGUUUUAUCUCCUACAUAAAACAAAGUGAGUGGAAAGAAUGUGUUGUAUUUGAGUGUUGGUGUAUGUGAGUCUGUCUGGAAGCCUUUGUUCAAAUCAUAUACAACUGAAAAAGAGGGCAGGUAGCGUCAAUAUACAGAUGGGUGACAAAUUAAAGGAAAAGCUUAUUGUGUCAGCCACCAGAACGGCUUCAGUGUGGCUCGGCAUUGACUCUAGAAGAUAUGACUGGAGGAAAAAACCCAGCUAAUGAUUCACACCAUUUUCCUACUCGUCAAACUAUUCAAUGUGCUCUCUGUGGAUUUGGGCAUCGUACUUUCUUUCCAGAUUUUCCUCUAACUUAUCACCCGUCUGUAAUUUGCCUUUUGAGGACCUAACAUCUGUUAUGUACAUACUUCAUACUUCUGUGAAGUAGCAACUGUCUUUGUCUCAGUCAAAACGUGGACAUGGUCAAAUUAGCACUGCGCAUCAUUUCUUCUACGAGUAGUUCCCAAACUCCCAAUCGAGCUGUUGCACUGCUAACCGGUGUUGUUACCUGUUUAUUUUAUUUCUAACUAAACUUUCGUUCUCAGUCAAAUAGAUUCAAUUUAAAAAAACAUAGACUUGAUACUUCCAAAGCAGGUUACAUUCAGCUUCCUGAAAACAAAUUUGUGUGAUGUUAGAACGCAGCACUGUUGUUCCCAUUAGGCAGCGUUUGCAUCAAUGUGUGUGUGUUUGAUCUAAUCCCUAAACUCUGGCUCACACUU